Molecule: messenger RNA, 2712 nt
Organism: Volvox carteri f. nagariensis
Lineage: Eukaryota; Viridiplantae; Chlorophyta; Chlorophyceae; Chlamydomonadales; Volvocaceae
Exons: 9
Coding region: 1-2712 (903 amino acids)
Source: RefSeq, a predicted model, not a curated record
AUGUCAAAAGAAUGCGUCUUGCUGCGCAUGCAGACAACUUCAUCCAACCUUGAGCGGUUCAAGCUCACAGCCGAAGAGCAGGAGCGGCGCAAGGCGUCCCGUGUAUCCAAGAACCGGCCCCUGGCAUCCUUAGAUUCAAAGCGGGGAUUCGUCGAAGCUUGGGCCAAGCACGUCUCCGCCGGCGGCCUACAUGAAGAUACCGAGCCCGACCAGGACCGACCCCGCAGCGGCCCCCUGAUCCGUGACUUGGCUGGGAUCAACUUUGGCAGCGUUGUGGAGAUGCUUCGAAGAUCGCCAUCCGCAGCUGCUGGUAGCGUGUUGGAGAUCCUCCGCAAGUCGCCAUCCGCAGCCUCUGCCGCCGCCGGCAGCGUGCGGGAGAUGCUCCGAAAAUCACCAUCUGCUGCCGCUACUGCCGCGGCCGCCGCAGCAGCAGCUACCCGGGGCCGGCCUCCUGGCGUGGCCGCAUGCUCAGACGAAGCAGCGCACAAGUCAAGCCGCUCCGCAGCAGCGGUAGACGACUUCCCGCCGUCGCGGCCCCAGCCCCGCUCCCGCUCUCGUUCUCAAUCUCGCUCCCGCCGCGAAACGUCCUCUGCCGUCGCCGCCGCUGCCUCAUACCUACCAUCAACGGAGACCAGCAGCCGCUGGGUUCCUUCCAACGGCAGCCUCAUGUCAACAGCGGCAGGAGGUCAGAACUGCGGCGUUGCCGGUGAAAUGGGACCUGGGGCUGACAGAGCCGCGGCGGCUGACGCACCCGAGUCGACGGCGGCGACGACAGGGACCAGCACGACGCUGGGGUCCGCGUCAGGGAUGGGCAAGGAUAGGGCCGCCGCCGAGGCCUUGGUGGCGGCAGCCGGAGCCGGCGGAGGAGGGGAGAAUAAUUUGCUGCGCCGGGCUGACGUCAGCAUCACGCCGGUGGAGCUGCGGCCCAGGUAUUAUAACCCCGCAGACGCUACCACCAUUAUCGCCUACGGCGACAAUAGCGAGGAUGAAGAAGGUGACGAAGGUCCCAGCUGCACUAGCAGUGACGCAGGUAAGAAGGCAGCAACAAUGGCGGCUGGAGCAGCAGCGGGAGGAGGAGGAGGAGGAGCUGGAGGCCUUGAUCCCAUGACUGCGGCCUUUGAGGCGGCGCUGUUCCACGAACGGUUUGGCGGUGUGGCGGUUCCGGUCUCAGCGGCUGAUGGUGGUGGUGGUGGUGGUGGCGAUGAGGCGGCGCUGGCUUGGGCGACCAGUCGGGACCACUCGGUGUCCCCCAUCGGCACAGCUGCGGUGCGGCUGUUGGGGAGGGCAUGUGAGUCCGACGUGGAGCGCCGGUUACGAGCGGUGGAGGCGGCGCUGGCGGGGCACAGCAAGGGAGGCCGCCUGAUGGCCGCCUCCGGGAGAGGCAGACCACCUGGUGGUGGUGGUGGCAGUGAUCCGCAGCAGAUGACGCUCCAGGAAGAGGUGACGGAGCUGCGCCGUGAGUUACGGCAGGUUCAGACCGAUAACGCCAAGUUGCGUCAGGAGCUGGGCGCCUUCUCCACGCACGCAAGUGCAUUGAUGACGCAGCUGCAGGCCCAGGUGCAGCAGCUGCUGCGGGGCUCCAACGGCGGCGACUCGGGCUCGUCGACCACUGCCGGCGUGGGAGCCGCGGCGAAGGAGACAGCGGGCCGUCCCUUCGUACGACAACAGUCAGCGCCAUCAGGACCAGGCGCCGCUGCCGCUGCAGCAUCUAUUCCCACGACACUUUCGGCGGCGAAUUUCGCCGCUGCUAGUAGCCAUCUGCCGUACGGUGGCCUGUACGAAACUCGCCCCUUGCCGCAGCCGUACCAGCCUGCCGUGGUGGCGCCGCCAGACACGUCCCAGCCAUCUGCUCGUCGGAGCAUCUUUUCCGAUCUUGACUUUUCCAGUCUUCGGCCCCUGGGCACUGCCGCGCCAACUCGGAGCGUCGGAGCCGGCCCGGGGGAUGCAGCAACACCGCUGGCUGCUGCUACCUACUGGCCUACUGGGAGCUUCACGCCUGCUGGCGCGGCAGCAGCGUCGCCGCUUAUUGAUGUGGCCUCAAUGCCUAGCGGGUUGUACACUGCUCCAGUACGUGACAUGGACGAGUCGGAUGUGGUGCUGCCAUCGUUUUCAGCGUUCAGGCGAACCGCCUGCACCUUGGCAUUCACCGCUUCGCGACCCGCAGCAUCAGGUGGCCCGCACUCGGGGCCCCUCACAUCCCCCCACCAAUCCGCAACAACCACCGUCCCAGUCAGCACGACGGCCGCGGGUCCCAACUCGUCACGUCCGUCGCCUGCCGGCGCCCACACCUCCAACAUGGCAGCCGUACAGCCGAGGCCCUUACCCACACAGUACCAAACGCGAAGCCUUGGCGAAGUCAUGGUCCGGCCCGGCGGCAGCCUGAACUCAAUGCUAUCGGCUGCGGCGCCGCCUACCGCCAGCGACACAACAGCGCCGGCGGCGGCUGGGGCCGGCAGCGGGGCGUACGUGGCCUCUCUGUCGGGGUCCGCCGCAGCUGCGAUGGCGACGGGCUCGGAUGCCGCGGCAGCGGCUCUGGCGCGUAGCCACUCUGGCUUGCCCCAGCCGCUGGUGUUCUGUGUGGGGCCGGAGUUCCGCACGGCACGGGCCACGGGGCUAUCCGCGGAGAACUCCAUGUCGCUGUCCGCACACACCGCGGCGGCGACGGCUGCACGUGCCAAGUCAUCCUUGUCCGCGUCAAGCGGGACGCGCUGA